Messenger RNA from Aspergillus heteromorphus CBS 117.55, 933 nucleotides. It is a transcript of the gene sidH, whose product is annotated as enoyl-CoA hydratase/isomerase family protein. Gene Ontology annotation, biological process: fatty acid beta-oxidation. The record is from RefSeq and is a predicted model, not a curated record. Gene Ontology annotation, cellular component: mitochondrion. Bases 109 to 933 code for a protein of 274 amino acids. Gene Ontology annotation, molecular function: enoyl-CoA hydratase activity. The transcript is spliced from 2 exons. Lineage: Eukaryota; Fungi; Ascomycota; Eurotiomycetes; Eurotiales; Aspergillaceae.
GCUAAGAGUCUAAGUAACCCGCCCACCUAGACAGACAGACAAACAGACACACAGACAGACAGACACAGACACACAGACAAUCACACAGACACAACACACAACACAACCAUGUCUCUCAGAUCCAAAUCCCUCCAGUUCCAACAUUUCCAAGUCUCGUUUCCGCACGAGCGCGUCGUCCAGGUGACGUUAACCCGUCCAGAGAAGUUAAACUGCAUCAGCCUGCCUACCAGUCGCGAGAUCCAAGAGAUCUGGGAGCUCUUCGACCAAGAUGAGAGCUUAUGGGUGGGCAUCAUUACCGGCGCGGGGAGGGCAUUCUGCACGGGGGCCGAUCUACAAGAAUGGAACGCCAUGAACGAAGCCGGGGUGGUUAACGACAUGGCAGCCCCGGGGCUAGCCGGACUGCCGCGACGGGCAGGCAAGAAACCGAUCAUCGCGGCCGUCAACGGACUGUGUAUGGGAGGCGGCUUUGAGAUGGUGGCAAAUUGCGAUUUGGUAAUAGCAUCGACAGCGGCGGUGUUCGCACUACCGGAGGUGAAGCGAGGCAUUGUGCCCGUCGCGGGCUGUCUACCGCGAUUGACCAGAACGCUUGGACUGCAGCGCACCAUGGACCUGGCGUUGACCGGCCGCAGCGUGGACGCUAAAACGCUUUACGACUGGGGCCUGGUCAGUCGACUGGUAGAUGCCACCGGCGAUAUGACCGUGGCUCAGGUGGCCCUGCAGAUAGCGCGCGACAUGUGCAAUAACAGUCCGGAUGCCUUGAUUGUUGGCCGUCUGGGCAUCCGGAUGGGCUGGGAGGCAGGAGGUGUGGAGGACGCGGUAUCGGCGCUGGCGGAUCAAUGGUAUCCGCGUCUGGUCGAGGGCCCCAAUUUUGCCGAGGGCAUUCGAGCAUUUGUAGAGAAACGGGCGCCGAGCUGGAAAAAUUCCAAGCUGUGA